AACUGUCCGUUCGUGGCUGCGGGGUAGGACGCAAUCCGCGUCCGUGUCAAGAGGAGGAUCUGGACUCUUGGUCCGACCUCUGCUCUGCUUUUGGCUCCGUAGAUCAUACUCCCCCGGCGCAUCUUAGCCGCAACUAAAUUUCGUUAUAAAAGCAGGAACUCGUUUCUCUCAACCGCGAAACUUAAAUUUGAGUAAGGAGAGAUGGAAGGAGAAGAGGAGGGAGAAGAGGAGAGAGAAACCAACGAAGACGCUCUCAAAGCUCAGAUCGCGAUUCGCUGCGCCAAAGCAGCGUUUCUGCUCGAAUCGCUGAAAUCGCCUCGAGUUCAUACAGCAGAAGACAUAGACGAGGAAAGAGCGCGGCUGCUGAGAUUCGCUGCAGAUCUGAGGAUAGAACUGGUGAAGGGGCGACUCAAGGACAGGAAGAUGAGGCUUCGCAGCUUGGCGGAGGAACAGCUUAAGAAAGGCUCAGAUGCCGCACAUGUGCACUAUGACGCAGGUCAAGGUGCUUGUGAAGCAGCAAACAGAAUCUCCGAUGCCUUUUCCGAUUUACCGCGGUUAAAAAGGCCAAAUGGUGGAGAAUUGAAAGCGUGCAGUUGCAUGAUAAAUCCAAGAAAUGCCGUGGUAUUUUCUAGGUGAGAAGAACUUUGAUACUCGGGCAGAGUGUGACCCAUGAUACACAUGGACUUUACAAAUUACUUGGAAUUUGCAUAGAUGUAAUUCAAAUUAAACUUUUCAAUUUAUGGAUCCUAGUCUAGAUGUAUCAGGUACAAAUGCACUUAUUAUUUGACCUUUGGAUCGGUGGAGAUUAUUAGACAGUUGGAAACAUAAAAGUAUCUGAUUGUCCUGUUUCAACUAAAAAAAUACAGGUUAAUUUAAUAUGACUGAAUAUGUGCCAAAUGUAUAAUUUCUAAGUGCCUGUAUAUCAAGUGUCUUGCGCUGCCAGAGUAGCAAAUAACUCAUUCAGAAGUUAGGCUAGUCCGCUUUAGCUACCAUGGACUUCUCGUCAGAUGCAGGGCUCGUGCCAGUGGUGGAACCAUACCAUGCUUGGCCGACCUGUUUGGAUUGUUAGUUAGUACGGGGAAGACCAUGUUCUGAUUUCCAAGCUGGCCUCAUCAUGGUUGUCCAAUGCACCAAAUACCCUCCCAGAUUGAAAGAUCCUGGCUGUACAAUAUUUGGCCCUUUCCCUGGUUUGAACGUGAAUCAUUGUUAGAUUCUCUCAUUCAAUUAUCCGUUAGAUUUUUCCUCUGGCCACUCUGCAUGGUACAACCUUUGGACAAGAAUUUCCUACCACUGAAUGGAGCCGUGU
Molecule: messenger RNA, 1306 nt
Organism: Magnolia sinica
Lineage: Eukaryota; Viridiplantae; Streptophyta; Magnoliopsida; Magnoliales; Magnoliaceae
Exons: 3
Coding region: 202-636 (144 amino acids)
Source: RefSeq, a predicted model, not a curated record